AUGAGCGAUUUAACAGAGCAGGCUCUGUGUGACCAUGAAGCAGACCGUCAAACUCGCGAGACCUAUCGUUAUUUCCAACCAGCAAAUCCAGCAGCGCUAAAUGCAACAUGGCCCCCUGGCGAACAUUUAACCACUACAGUUGGCCUAUCGACAGCUACGAAUUCUGCAAAUUCAGCUGAUUCUAUACCGGACGAUGAGAUCUCUGAGACGGCCUCGAUUGAUGCCAGCCCUCUGUACAGCCCGAAUACGACUUUAACAUCUCUUGCACAGCUGGCAGCUCUACGCCUGAAUGCACAACGUGCCUUUAUCACUAUCCUGAACCGCGACUCUCAGUUCGUAUUGGCGGAAGCUACAAAAACGACCAACGUGGGAAGCUCGACAUUGUUCGGUGAAAAAGGAGACAACCUCUUUGCUGGAACAUCCACAUUGACAAACACUUGGAAUAUUUGUCGGGAAACUGUCAAUAUACAGUCACACGAACAACAAGAUGGAACAUAUCCUUUCCUUAUCGUCAAUGACCUUGUACAGGAGGAUCGCUUCAGAGAGUUGCCUUUCGUACAAGGCGAGCCACGCUCCCGUUUCUAUGCCGGAACGCCCCUAACAAGCGAGAGCAACAUUAAUUUGGGAUGCUUGUUUAUAUUGGACCCUGAGCCCCGUGAGGGGCUGUCUGAUAUUGAGAAGGAUAUACUAGGGACAGUGGCAGCGAUGGUCAUGGACUUUUUACAGGUCAGCCGCCAGGCCGUUGAAGGGCGCCGUGCCUCCCGGUUAUCACAGGGUCUCCGUCUUUUCGUGGACGGCAAUUCCAGCUUCGCGGAUAAUGCUCCCCUUGCUCGCUCGUGCAGUUCAAACUACAAUCCGCCCUCGCAUACAUCGCCUUAUCGUAGGGCAAGCCGAUCUGCGAACUCUCAAAAUAGCGGUUCCAAUCUUCGCGCAGCACAAUCCGAGAACGAUGACGUACCCUUUCAAGACUGCGGCGCGCGAUCUUCAAGCCCAUUUUCUACCGAGGAGUUGGAGAUUGGCAUGUCAACUAGCCCGGCGCCAUCAUCGCGCAGCUCGCGCCAGGGCGACGUCGGUUCGAUGGUCUCGAGUAAUACAGAUUGGCUAUUUCAACGAGCUGCGAACCUCUUAUGGCAAAGCCUGGACCUGGAUGGUGCUGGGGGUGUGAUGCUCAUGGAGACCAGCGAUGAAUCGUCAGACAGCCCAGCCAGCAGCCAGUCUGAUCCCGCUGAUACCGAGACACCUGGGCCUGUUCUUGCGCUGUCCACCAGAGAGGAUCCUUUUUCGUAUCGGACGGGCUCUGAGGUAUCAUACCCAGCUGUCAAACUCGAAAAUGCCUUUCUCAAUCAAUUAUCUUCUCGCUAUCCCAAAGGUAGACUCUGGUCAUUCCAUCGUGACGGGAGUUUGUCCACCUCAGAUGAAGAGCAAUCUGUCGGUGCAAGUCGGAAAUAUAAUCAAACGUCCAGGGCCUUGGAAGCCAGUAAACUGAAAGCCUACUUUCCUGACGCGAGUCAGGUCAUGUUUGUUCCAUUAUGGAACGCCAAUACUUUGCAGUGGUUUGCAGGGUGUUUCUCGUGGACCCCUCAGUCGACGCGAAUUUUCAGUCGGGCUGUCGAUUUGAGCUCGAUGUUUGGCUUCGCUUCCUCCAUUAUGACUGAAUACAGCCGUAUUGAAUCAGUUGUCGCAGACCGCCAAAAAGGAGAUUUUAUAAGCAGCAUCUCUCACGAACUGCGCAGCCCAUUACAUGGCGUCCUAGCAGCCGCCGAGUUUUUGGGGAGUACCCAUUUGGACGAGUUCCAAGCGUCUCUCCUCGAGACGGUAAAUGCAUGUGGUCGGACUCUCUUGGAUACGAUGAACCAAGUUUUGGAUUUCAGCAAAAUAUUGUCGUUGGAGAGGCAGAAGAAGAGGUACAAACGCAAAAAAGAUCCAUGGAGACCAAAGACUCCAGACGAAGUCCCAGCGCGGCUGGAUCCACUAGUGUCAACAAACGUUGCCAUUUUGACAGAGGAUGUUGUGGAUAGCGUGUGUUUGGGGCAUUCUCAUAUCCAAAAGUCAACCUUGCCAAUCAACCAUCUCAUUGGCGAAUCACCAACUCCUUCUUCCGCGCCAUCCAAACAGGUCAACAAAGUUGCUUUCAAUCAAGCUGUGGAGGUUAUUGUUGAUAUCAGUGACAAUGACUGGUAUUACAAUGUUCAGCCGGGUUCGCUAAGGCGCAUCAUCAUGAAUCUUCUUGGCAAUUCCCUGAAGUAUACCAGAAGUGGCCUGGUAUCUGUCUCAAUCCGGGCAACUGAGAAUUCAAAGGGUCGUUCCCGACGCCAGGGCCUUGAGGAUAUGGUUACGUUGACGGUUUCAGACACGGGUAAGGGCAUCUCAGACGAGUACCUUCGGACACGUCUAUACACCCCAUUUGCACAAGAGGACACACUAUCGGUAGGUACUGGCCUCGGUCUGUCAAUCGUUCGAGGCAUUGUGAGAACACUCCAUGGAAAUAUCAGAAUCAAAAGCCGAGUAGGUGAAGGCACUACUGUCAAGGUGACAAUUCCUCUCGAGCGUCCAGUGGGAGAGAAGAAGAACCUGUCGUCAAUGCCUCACGUCAAGGACUCGCAACAGGAGACACUUACAGCACCCUUUCAACUGUGUCAGCUGGACUUGACCGGAAAACGUGCCGCCAUAUGGGGGGUAGAUCCUUCUUGUCUUGGUGAAUAUCAAUUCUGGUCUUCAAUUGCUCAGUAUAUAACGGACUGGUAUGGCCUGAAGCUGGUUCCUUGGUCUACCAAGGAUCAUAUUGAUGUGAUUCUUGCGAACGAAAGCGAUUUGUCUGCAGAAGAAUUCCAGAGUUUGAAUACCGCAUUGCCAAGCAUGCUUAUUUUCCGCGACGGCACAGGCAGCUCUAAUGAUACUAGGGCGCAAUGGUCUCACAUUGCUGAUUCUCUGGUGAUUCUUCGUCUUCCCUGUGGCCCACAGAAGCUCGCCAGAGGUAUCUUGAGUUGCCUUAAUCCAAAGUCGGCAUCUCCUGUGCCGCGUUCACACCCUUCCGAGCAAGAAUUCGUGAUCCCGAAGCGACACAGGCCCUCAGGUCAGACUCCAUCAACUGGCAGUUCUAAAUCACAGUCGUCUGAAAAUCUAGAACCACCUGUAACUGGAUCAUCCAAUUUUAUGACAGCGUCGCGCAGCUGCGUCAUGGAUCCCGCGAAACGUAAUGUUUCUGGCCAGUCUCCAGAUACAGUCAGCUCUUCUCGUCUCACAGCUGGAAGCGGCGCUUCCAGCUCUCACACCUAUUCCUCCUCUUCCUCGCCUAGUGGAUCAACUCCCAUUGAUUCCUCGUCUGGAGCCAAAAGCAAACCUCGAGUAUUGCUGGUCGAUGACAACGAUAUCAACCUCCGACUAAUAAGGACUUUCAUGAGAAAGUGGAAUGUCACGGCUGUAGACACAGCACAAAAUGGCAGAGAAGCCGUCGACUUGGCUGAAAUGACGCUGCCAGGAUACGACCUUAUUUUCAUGGACAUGUCCAUGCCCGUAAUGAACGGGUUUGAAGCGACUCGUACUAUACGUGCGAUUGAAAGAGAUCGGGGCGGCAGCGUUCGGGCCAAGAUCAUCGCGUUUACCGGACUCAGCAGCUUGCGUGAUGAGUCUCAAGCAUUGGAGUCAGGAGUAGACGUAUUCCUUACGAAGCCUGUUUCGUUUAAGGCAGUAUCGCGGCUGAUUGAAGAUUGGGAAAUCGGACUGUCAAAAUAA
Molecule: messenger RNA, 3732 nt
Organism: Penicillium canescens
Lineage: Eukaryota; Fungi; Ascomycota; Eurotiomycetes; Eurotiales; Aspergillaceae
Product: hybrid sensor histidine kinase/response regulator
Exons: 3
Coding region: 1-3732 (1243 amino acids)
Biological process (GO): phosphorylation; phosphorelay signal transduction system
Molecular function (GO): phosphorelay sensor kinase activity
Source: RefSeq, a predicted model, not a curated record